This is a messenger RNA of Tachysurus vachellii, 6255 nucleotides long. RefSeq names its product lysine demethylase 5C (gene kdm5c). Lineage: Eukaryota; Metazoa; Chordata; Actinopteri; Siluriformes; Bagridae. Gene Ontology annotation, cellular component: nucleus. Gene Ontology annotation, biological process: chromatin remodeling. The record is from RefSeq and is a predicted model, not a curated record. Gene Ontology annotation, molecular function: DNA binding; histone demethylase activity. The transcript has 28 exons. Bases 484 to 5223 code for a protein of 1579 amino acids.
GGAAGGCGCGGCGGUAUCCAGUCAAAGCCCGGCAUGGACGUUGAAGGGUUGUGAUUAGGUCGUGAUGAAAACCAAAAUGGCGUUUAGCUUGGACAGGACGAACGGGGGAUAGUUGGAGAAAACUGGUCAUUAGUAAGACGUAUUUGUGCUUGUUUCAGGACAAGUAAUUUAAAAAAAAAAAAAAAAAAAGUGGCAAAAAUUGUUGGGACUAUUUUGCGAAAAAAAAAAGGGAUAAGUGUAAGAGUUCGCUUGAGAAUUCGGUGUCGGAGCGCUGGGAUGGGGCUGAGAGAGAGCGCAGGCCGCAGAGGUGCAGCCACCCAGAGAGACUGACCCACUGGCGAACAAUAGAGCUUGUGCUCUAUCAGCUAAAGGCUUUCACACAGACAAGACUUACUCCUCUUUAACCGUGGCUCAAUAACCACCAGAAGCAGAACCAGAGCGUAUUUUUUUGAAGAAGCAAGCACGUACACACCAAGUGGCGGAAUGGCAAUGGAGGCCGGGGAUGAGUUUAUUCCGCCUCCAGAGUGUCCCGUGUUCGAGCCGUCGUGGGAGGAGUUUACAGAUCCACUCGGAUACAUUGCCAAGAUCCGUCCAAUUGCAGAAAAGUCUGGAAUAUGCAAGAUUCGCCCUCCACCAGACUGGCAGCCACCUUUUGCUGUGGAAGUGGACAAUUUCCGUUUUACACCCCGUAUCCAGAGGCUGAAUGAGCUAGAGGCUGAGACAAGAGUGAAGCUGAACUAUCUAGACCGAAUAGCCAAAUUCUGGGAGAUCCAGGGAUCUUCUCUCAAAAUCCCCAACAUAGAACGACGCAUUCUUGAUCUGUUCAGCUUGUCCAAGAUUGUCACAGAAGAAGGGGGCUUUGAGACGGUCAGCAAGGAGAGGAGAUGGGCUCGUGUAGCUCAGAAGCUCGGCUACCCGCCGGGCAAAAAUAUUGGCUCCCUCCUCCGGUCGCACUAUGAGAGGAUCGUCUAUCCUUUUGAGAUGUUUCACUCUGGUGCUAGCUUACUGCAAUGUAAGCCCAGGCCAUAUGAAAGUGAGGAUGUGGAUAAGGAGUACAAGCCCCACUCUAUUCCCCUCCGUCAGUCAGUCCAGCCUUCCAAGACCAGCAGUUACGGACGACGAGCCAACCGCCUCCAGCCCGAGGGUCCAGAGGAUCCGAAUCACCACCCUCUUACCACUGGCUCUCAACACAGCUCCUCGCCGGAGCCCACCGAGGAAGACAUAGAGAAGAAUCCAGAGCUGAAGAAGCUGCAGAUCUAUGGAGCUGGACCAAAAAUGAUGGGACUCGGUCUGGUGGCUCGGGACAAGGCUAGGAAGAAAGAUGAACUCCCCCAGACUGUAAUAGUUAAGGACAACAGCAGCAUUAAAGAAGAAUCUGGAGAGACAUUAAUCACAAAGUCAGAGCCGGACAUUCCUCCACCACCUCCAAACCUCAUCGUUAAAGAUGAGGUGAAGAAAAAGGAAGAGGAUGAAGGCCGUGCCGUUGACUCAAAGGAUCCUAUUAAAGAUGAACCUUGCACCAAGAUGACCAUGAGGCUGAGACGCAACCUCAGCAGCGCACAGUUUGUGGACUCGUUUGUGUGUCGUAUGUGCGGCCGCGGGGAUGAGGACGAGAAGCUGCUGCUAUGUGAUGGUUGCGAUGAUAAUUACCACACUUUCUGCCUUCUCCCUCCCCUCGCAGACCCCCCCAAGGGAAACUGGCGUUGUCCCAAAUGUGUUGCAGAGGAAUGUAAGAAACCCACAGAAGCGUUUGGUUUCGAGCAGGCUACUCGAGAAUACACGUUACAGAGUUUCGGUGAGAUGGCUGACACGUUCAAGGCUGAUUACUUCAACAUGCCUGUCCACAUGGUCCCAACAGAGCUGGUUGAGAAGGAGUUUUGGCGAUUGGUUAGCAGUAUUGAAGAGGAUGUGACUGUCGAAUAUGGUGCUGACAUUCACUCAAAAGAGUUUGGCAGUGGUUUUCCUGUCAACAAUGGCAAGAGACAUUUAACCGAAGAAGAGGAGGCAUACGCACGCAGCGGCUGGAACUUGAAUGUGAUGCCAGUGUUGGAGCAGUCAGUAUUGUGUCAUAUCAAUGCCGACAUCUCUGGCAUGAAGGUGCCGUGGCUGUACGUGGGCAUGGUAUUUUCUGCCUUCUGUUGGCACAUAGAGGACCACUGGAGUUACUCCAUCAACUACUUACACUGGGGGGAGCCCAAGACGUGGUACGGUGUUCCUUCAGUAGCAGCAGAGAAGCUGGAGGAAGUGAUGAAGAAGCUCACACCUGAACUCUUUGAGUUCCAGCCAGAUCUGCUCCAUCAACUCGUCACAAUCAUGAACCCUAAUAUACUCAUGUCCCAUGGAGUGCCGGUUGUGCGUACGAAUCAGUGUGCUGGAGAGUUUGUCAUCACAUUCCCUCGAGCCUAUCAUAGUGGCUUCAAUCAGGGAUAUAAUUUUGCUGAAGCCGUCAAUUUCUGCACUGCAGAUUGGCUGCCCACAGGGCGGUCAUGUAUUGAGCAUUACAGACACCUCAGACGUUACUGCGUGUUUUCUCAUGAGGAGCUCACCUGUAAAAUGGCCGCCUGCCCGGAGAAGCUGGACCUGAACCUGGCUGCAGCCACUCACAGAGAAAUGUUUAUUAUUGUUCAAGAGGAGAGGAAACUCCGCAAGGCCCUGCUGGAGAAGGGUAUAACAGAGGCGGAGCGAGAGGCCUUUGAGUUGUUGCCUGAUGAUGAGAGGCAGUGUGAUAAGUGCAAGACCACCUGCUUCCUGUCUGCCCUGGCUUGCACCAACUGCCCUGAGCGCCUUGUCUGCCUCCACCACACACAAGACCUCUGCUCCUGCCCCAUAGACAAACUCUACCUCAGGUAUCGCUACACUCUAGAUGAGCUGUUGGCCAUGUUGUACCGGUUAAAAGUUCGGGCUGAGUCCUUUGACUCUUGGGCUAACAGAGUGAAAGAAGCCCUAGAGCAGGAGGAGGGCAACAAAAUAGAUAUUAAAAAUCUGGUGGCACUGAAGGACGAAGCGGUAGAACGUAAAUUUCCAGACAACGAGCUGCUCCAAAGGCUCACAGUUGUAAUGGAUGAUAUCCAGAGGUGCCAGAGCAGGAGCACAGAGCUUCUUAAUGGAACCCAGUGCAGUAAGAUGAGCCUCCAGGAGCUCCAGGCGCUGGUGGACACCAUGCAAAACCUUCCUUGUGUAAUGGAGCAGCUUGGGGAGGUGCAGGUUGUGCUACAGAAGGUGGAGGCGUUUGAGUCACGUGCCCAGGCUGUAGUGAGCCAAAGUGUUGGGGAGUGGAAACAGUCUUUGGUUCCCUCAGAAGAGGACGUGCAGGCUCUGUUAGAGGAAGGUUCUGCACUCCCAGCUGUGGCUCCAGCCUGUGGGCUACUGUCUGGCCUUCAGGAACAGAGACGCUGGCUGGAGCAAGUGCGCAGGACAAUUGGGCCUGGCGGCGGAGAGGUGACUUUGACCGUUCUGAGAAAUUUGAUGGAGGCCGGCUGCAACGUGCUGCAGAGCGUCAGCGUUGAGACUGCCAUGGCAGAACUGCAGGAGUUGCUGACCAUCGCAGAGCGCUGGGAAGAGAAGGCCCAGAUUUGCCUUGAAGACCGGCAGAAGCAUCCUCUCUCCACAUUGGAGGCCAUAGUGAAUGAGGCCCAACUCAUUCCUGUGCAGCUGCCUAACAUCUUGGCCCUCCAAGCCUGUCUGAGUCGAGCCCGGGCCUGGGUCACUGACCUAGAGGAGAUCCAGCAGAAUGGAGAGCACUAUCCAUGUCUGGAUGACCUGGAGGGUCUGGUGGCAAUUGGUCGAGACCUUCCUGUCCGGAUGGAGGAGUUACGGCAACUCGAGCUGCAGGUGGCCAGUGCUCACUCCUGGAGGGAAAAGGCCAGCAAGACCUUCCUGAAGAAAAACAGCCAGCACAGCCUGCUGGAGGUUUUAUGUCCUUGUGUGGAGAAGAGGAAGAAGAAGGAGGAAGACUCUCUGAGCUCAGAAGCUGACACUGAUGUUGACGUGUUGGGUCUCACUGCUCAGGACCUCAGAGAUCCAGGAGCCAUUGUAAUGGCAUUCAAGGUGGGAGAGCAGCAUGAGAAAGGGGCUCUGCUGUGUAUGCGAAAGCUGAACAUGGCCAAGCCCGGUCUGGAGAACACACCCAAGGAGGGACAAACUACAGACUUCAAACAAGAGCUUAGGUGGAAUGAAUCAAUGAACACAGACACACCACUGUCCUCAGAAAACAGCUCACAGCAGAACGGUGGCUCCACACACUCCUACGCCGUCAGUCAGUCUGUAUGUGUGUGCGGUGACCAGACCCACACUCUGCUUCACCGCUGUCAUCUGUGCAGAGACUGGUUCCACGGAGGCUGUGUGCCCUUCCCUUCUGUACUGGGCCCUACUGACGUGCCACUUGUAAACCCACUCUGUUGGUGGGACUGGGACACACGCUUCCUGUGCCCACGGUGCCAGAGAACACGGCGUCCACGGCUAGAAACCAUUCUGGCAUUGUUAGUGGCGUUACAGAAGCUGCCUGUGAGACUGCCAGAGGGUGAGGCCCUCCAGUGUCUUACAGAGAGAGCUAUUAACUGGCAGGGCCGAGCCAAACAAGCCCUGGAUUCCAGUGAGCUGCAGGGGGCACUGCAGAGGCUGCAGGAACUAAAGGAAACACAGGCCAGGAACAUUGAGGUGCAGAAGGAUGAAAAGAAAAGGAAUUCUGGGGAUGUGAUUGUACUCUCGGACUCUGAGGAGCCAGAGGAUAGUGUAAUUGAUCUAACUGAGGAGCGUGAAAUGGCAAAAAACAACAGAGAGAAAGCAUCUAAUGGAAUACUGUCUGGCUGUGAAAAUGGCGUUAAGAAGCCAGACACUGAGAACGUAACAGGGGUGGAGUCUCUGGUGCCAUUGAUUCCGUAUCUUAAAGGGCCAGUAAUCGAUCUGGCCACUGCAACUAGAGCUCAGUUAGAGGAGCUGCAGCUAGAAGGCGAUCUGCUGGAGGUUACUCUGGACCAGACGCACACCAUCUACCGACUUCUGCAAGCAGCCUCUCCACCACCACGCCAGACUCUACACACACUUAUACAGAUUGAGUUACAGGAGCAGAAGCGCUCAGGUCGUAGCAGCAGGACAAGGGACUCCAAAAGGAAGAGGAAAAGUCAAAGAUCCGAAGGAGGAGUAAAGUCAGCAGAGGCCUCAGACUCAAAGAAGACACGACCUGUUAUCCACACACCUGUACAGCAACAAGAGGAGGUCUUGUGAUGUUGCAAUAGGAACAUGUGAAGGAGAACACGGCAGAGAAAGUGACCCACAGAGUAACUUUUCUUAAAUUGCUCUGGGCCAAAAACACCCAACCAGACAGUAGAGGAGAUGUCAUGGAUGUUCUAAUAAGCUCACAAAUUGCUCCUUUCUUUUUCCUGUUUGCACACACUCCCUCUCGUUGGUGCCAGUUUUUGAGCACUGCACUUCCUCCGUGCUUCAGGAUGGCUUUGGUAUCAUGUCUGUCCUCUUUCACUCCGACUUCUCGUUCCUCCAUUGUGUCGUGUGCCGAUUUGUUCCCAUUGACUCCGCUCACCCUAUGUCUGCUGCUUUACACUGGCUAUUAGUGAAACAUCGCACUCAAACCCUGUACCAUACUGUACUGAACUCCCUAAACACCAAUUUGCUCUCUUACAUAAUGUGACAUAGUUCAGCUACACACACACACAAUGGUUUGGAAGCGAUGGACAAGGAAACGGGCACGUGGCCCAGAUGCCAUGAACAUGACUUGUAUUUUUUAUGUACCGAGUCUCGUGUUUUGUUGAGGCUGUCAAGAGACUCUUCAUUUUGAAUGAACUAGUCAAAUAAUUUGGGGAAGUGAAGGGGGGGCAAAAUGGCAUUUGAGUUUUGGUGCUACUUUCCCAAAAUAGGUCACUGUACAUUACUAUGUUUCUGUCUACUGACUUUUAUUUGAAUUAUUAUAUUUCUCCAUAUUCCCUUUUUUUAUAUAUAUAUAUAUAAAUAAAUACCUGUUGCGACUUUUACUUUUCUCUCUCUCUUUCUUCCGCUUUCAUUUUGUUUCUUUUGCUGUCAUCCUCGAGUCCAAGGAACUGUACAAACACCUCACUGUAACUCACUUUUUUUGUUCUGGGUUCUAAUAAAUACCUUUUAUUAUUAUUAUUAGUACUAUUAUUAUUAUUAUUAUUAUUAUUAUUGUAUUGCAAACAAGUGAGUUUGUGUAUAAACAUUUUCAUUUCAAUGUUGCCUUUGUUUCUUUUCACUUUUGUUAAAGAAUAAAAGUUUAGAAUUGUUUUA